Messenger RNA from Puccinia graminis f. sp. tritici CRL 75-36-700-3, 411 nucleotides. RefSeq lists its product as uncharacterized. Bases 82 to 411 code for a protein of 109 amino acids. NCBI's taxonomy places the organism in Eukaryota, Fungi, Basidiomycota, Pucciniomycetes, Pucciniales, Pucciniaceae. The record is from RefSeq and is a predicted model, not a curated record. The transcript is spliced from 3 exons.
AAUUGAUCCAAGAAGUAUAAAAGGACACCUCAAAAUCCUGUUUGCAACAAAUUUGGCAACCAAAUCACAAAUUCACUUAGCAUGCACUACUCUUAUCUGCAAUUAGCAACUUGCAUAAUAUGCAGUUUACAAGUUUACAAAUUGCACGCAACUGGAACUGUCAAGGAACCUGGAUUUGUAGGAACAGACUUGGAGAGGUCUUUUGUAGAAGAGACCACAACUGCUACAAUCAACACUGCCCAAAGGCUUCCCAACAAGGAAAAUGCAUCCAAAACCCCAAAGCAAUCAUUGCAGGACACAAUUUCAGCUAGUUCAUCUCAAUCAUUGCUGGAAGCUUUCCAUUUAGAAAACAAAACUUCAACAAAGGGCAAGCAGCCCAGGAUGAAGACUGCUGAAACUCCCCAAGGUUGA